CGACCGGCUCGGGAUCAGCUACUCGUGGCCCGUCGCGCGGACCGGUGUCGUCGCUUCCAUCGGCUCCGGCUCCGCCCCCGUUUUCUCUCUCAGAGCCGACAUGGACGCCCUUCCUUUGCAGUGAUAUAUGGCUUCCAAAAUUUUUUUCAUCACCGAUUUACUAAAUCAAGAUAGGCUUGAUGGAAUGAAUUAUGAUAUGUGGUAUAGAAAAAUUUAAUAUCUCCUUAAUGCGAAAGAGGUACUUGGUCAUUUAACCAACAGCAUGUUUCGGCCUGAAGAAGGCACGACGGCUCAGCACCGUUGUGAUUUGCAAGCCUAUAAUGAGUGGUUUGGGAAAGAUCGAAGUGCAUGCUAUACGAUGUUGAGCUGUAUGCACGAUGACUUGAUUAAGGAAUUUGAGAAUUAUGAGACUGCUAAGAGCAUGUAGGAGCAACUCAAAGUAAAAUAUGGUAGCACAUCAACAACGAGGCUUCGUGCCUUGAAUCUCAAAUUCAAUCAAUCAAUAUAUGUUGGACCCGAAGCAUUCUACAGCAGAGCACUUAAGGGUGAUGUCUGCUGUGAUAAGAGAACUUAAAGCAGCCGGUUGCGAGCUCAAUGAUGAACAACAGGUUCAGUCAGUUAUAAGGUUAUUACCAGAGUCAUAUUGGAAUCAAGCUCAAUGAUGAACAACAGGUUCAGUCAGUUAUAAGGUUAUUACUAGAGUCAUAUUGGAAUCAAGUCAAGGUUGUGCUAACUCAAUGAGAGUAUUAAGACCUUUGACGAUAUAGCUCGACAUCUUGAGUUGGAAGCGGAGCGCAGAGAGGCGAAUCCUACUAAUGCACUCGUUGCCCACGGUGGACAGCGCAGAUGCAAGUGGCCUAAGCGUAAACACCGAAAUAGAGAAAGUAAAUAUGGAAGACUGGGAAUCGCGCAGAAUGAGGGCAGAAUAGAUAAGCGCCGCAAAGGUAGGCACGGAAAGAAAAACUUAAAUAAAGUGAAAUGCUAUAACUGUGGAAACAUGGGACACUUCGCUCGUGAUUGUACUGAGCCGAACAAGACACGGGAACAACAAAGCAUGUAACGAGAAAUCGAGCAGGAUAUGUGGAUUAUCGUCGGGUGUCUGCUGGCAACCAUUAUGUCAUGAUGGGAAAUGACACUGAGGAAGAAGUCCUUAGUAUUGGUGCAUACCAACUUAGAUUGCGUAAUGGUUCUUAUUUAAUAUUACAUGAUGUGCUGCAUGCACCGAAUAUCCGAUGUAAUCUAGGGAAAGGUGAAAAGAACCCCAAUCGGGAUCAGUUUUAGCGUUACUUAGAUUAGGUUUUUCUUUUCAAUUUACGAAUACUAAUUAGCUAUUUAUUUGGGUAAGGACUUUUAUGGUAAUGGUUGUUUAAAGAAUGAUUUUUUGUCUUAGAUUUGGACUUGGAAUUUAUUAAUAACAAUAAUAAUUCUGCUUUAUUAGUUUCUUCUAAUAUUGUGUUUAAUUCUAUCAAAUGACAUGCGAGAUUGGGUCAUAUUGGAUAAGAAAGAAUGGCUAGACUAGCUAGAGAAGACUUGUUGGGGUCACUCGAUAAGCUUAGCCUACUUCCUUGUGAACCAUGUUUGGUAGGAAAAGCCUAUAGAAAGCCUUUUGGUAAGGCACGUAGGGCAACUCAUCAAUUGGAGCUAGUUCAUUCAGAGGUCAUGGCGCGUCCUAUUUUCUCACUUUCAUCGAUGACUACUCCCGUUAUAGUUCGGUAUAUUUGUUGUCUCACUGUUCAGAAGGUUUGGAUUAUUUUAAAUGCUUCUUAGUGGUGGCUGAGAACCAAACAUAAAGACUAAAAGUUCUACGUACUAAUAGAAGACGAGAGUAUUUAUCAGACCAGUUCAAGAAACUAUGUGAGAAAAAAGGGAUACGCAGACAAUUAACUAUUCCCGGCACUCCGUAACAAAAUGGUGUUGUAGAGCAGAGGAAUAGGACACUUUUGGAUAUGGUUAGGUCAAUGAUGGUGCAAGCCAAUCUCCUAAUUAGUUUUUAGGGUGAUGCACUGUUGAUUGCUGCCUAUAUACUUAACCGAGUGCCCUUUAAGUCAGUUCCUUCAACUCUUUAUGAGUUAUGGCAUAGUGUAAAGCCAAAUUUGGAAGGCUUACGCCUAUGGGGGAUUGGCAGGAUAUGUGCACAAUACUUUUCAUAAAUAUGGAAAGUUAGGUCCUAGAGCAAAUAAACAAAAUUUUAUUCGAUAUUUUGAUUGCUCGAAAGGCUAUGUGAUGUAUGGCAAGCAUCCUGAUGGAGGAAUGACUGAGAUAGAGCAGUGAUUUAAAAGGCGCGCCUCGGGCGCGCGCCUAGGCUCUAGGCGAGAUCGCUCGCGCCUAGGCAGCUCCUAGGUGGGCGACCUUGCCCAGGCGCGCGCCUCUUGCGCCCAGGCGCUUGCCUUUGCUAAGGCGCAAGGCGCGCCCGAUGCUAAAAAAAAAAAACUGAUGUGUUGGACUUUGGAUCCAACAUCCAAUAACCCGUUAAGUAUUUUCACUCUCUCUCCUUCUCGCUGGGUCUCCACGGCUCCACAGCCUCCGCGGCUUCGGUGCGGUGCUCCGCUCGAGCAACCAUCCGCCAUCUCCUUCUUUCUCGGAGAGUCUCCACGGCUUCGAUGCUCUGCUUGACGGCUCGAGCAAGCAACCAAGCGUCACCUCUCUCUCUUUCUCGCUCGGUUCAACACUUCAACCUAUCGCGCACCUAGGCGAGAUUUCUUUUCCAUAUUUGUGGAGUGCCAACUUGCUGUUGAAUUUCUUGAAUGGAUUCGGAAGCAUCCAAAAGAGACCCUGCAUGGAAGUAUGUACAUUUAGUAGAUCAAAAAAAUAAAAAUGAUCUUGCAUGUAAUUUUUGUCAAAAAGUAACAAAAGGAGGAAUUUACCGAGCAAAACAGCAUAUUGUUGGAGGCUUUCGAAAUGCAAAAGCGUGCUCCAGAUGUCCACCACAUGUGAGGGAGGAAAUCAAAGACUUUAUGAUUAAAAAAAUAUCAGAGAAGGAGCAAAGUGAUUUCAUACCUGACUUUGAAGAUAUAGAUAACUUAAAUGACAAUGAUGAGGAAAAUGAUGUUGAGGAAUUGAACUCUGAAGGAAAAAGAAUGCAAAGCAAAAGUAGCGGCUGUAGCGUUGGUAGUAGUAAAAGUGCAAAAAAAAAACUAAGACAAAAGGGACCAUUGGAUUUGUAUUUCAAUUCUAAUGCAGAGAAGGUAGUUCAAAAUAAAAAGGAUGGAAAAAUGAAGCAAACUACUAUCAACGAAGUUUGUAGGAAGGAGUUGAGAGAAAAAGCUUGUAGAGAUCUAGCAAAAUGGUUUUAUGAUGCUGGAGUACCUUUCAAUGCUGCUACUUAUGAUAGCUUUACUGUGGCAAUCGAGUCCAUUGGACGAUUCGGCACUGGCAUGAAACCACCUUCUAUGUAUGAAUUACGGGUUCCUUUUCUUCAAAAAGAGAUUCAAGAAACGAAGAAUUCACUGAAAGGCCAUAUGGAGGAAUGGGUAAAGACUGGAUGUACUAUAAUGUGUGAUGGAUGGAAGGACAGGAGAGAAAGGACUCUUAUAAACUUUCUUGCAAAUUCUCCGAUGGGCACUGUGUUCAUUGAAUCUAUUGAUGCCUCCAAUUACACGAAAACUGGCGAAGAGAUGUUUAAGUUAUUGGAUAGUAUGGUAGAGCGUAUCGGGGAGGUCAAUGUCAUUCAAAUUGUGACCGAUAGUGCAUCAAAUAAUGUCUUAGCCGGAAAAUUGUUGGAAGCAAAGCGACCACAUUUGUAUUGGUCACCUUGUGCCGCCCAUUGCAUUGAUUUAAUACUUGAGGACAUUGGAAAAAUGCCCGAGGUGCAUAGAACAUUGAAAAGGGCAACGACAUUGAAUAGUUAUAUUUAUACCCGCACCGGCGUAGUCAACAUGAUGAGACGUUUCACAGGCCAAAGAGAGUUGCUUAGACCUGGCAUUACAAGAUUCGCAACGGCCUUUCUUACCCUUCAACGGCUACAUAAGCAAAAGAGCAACUUGAGAAAAAUGUUCACAUCGGAUGAUUGGACCAAGAGUAAAUGGGCAAAGGAACAAGCGGGCAAAGGGGCAGCUAGCAUUGUAAUGAUGCCUACAUUUUGGACUAGUGUUAUUUUUAUUCUUAAAAUUUUUGGCCCUCUCGUUCGUGUACUUCGGCUUGUUGAUGGUGAGAAAAGGCCGGCAAUGGGUUACAUUUAUGAGGCAAUGGAUAGAGCAAAAGAAGCAAUUGCAAGGUCUUUUAAAGAGAGAGAGGAGAAAUAUAGUGAUAUAUUCAAUAUUAUUGAUAAAAGAUGGGAAUGCCAACUUCAUCGCCCUUUACAUGCUGCUGGCCAUUUCUUGAAUCCUGAAUUCUUUUAUUCAAAUUCAGAAAUCCUUAGAGAUGAAGAGAUUAUGGCGGGUUUAUAUGAAGCUUUGCAAAAAUUGAUUCCAAGUGCUCAAGAACAAGAUAAAAUAUGCGAUCAACUAAGUGUGUAUCGUGAAGCACGUGGACUUUUUGGGACUAAUAUGGCAAUUCGACAAAGGAAUACAAAGUCACCAGGUAUACCUUAUCUAGCAAAAUUUAUACCGUAUGCAUUUUAAACUUUUAGUAGUUAUUUCUUAUAAGUUGUAAGUAGAUAAGAAAAAAAAUGAAGUCAUUUAUAUACAUUUUUAUUAAUAGAAUAUCUGAAUGAACAGGGGAGUGGUGGAAAUUGUUUGGAUCAUCAACACCAGACUUGCAAAAAUUUGCAAUUAGAGUUCUUAGUCUCACUUGUAGUGCUUCCGGUUGUGAGCGAAAUUGGAGUGUUUUUGAACAUGUAAGUUGCAAGAUCAAAUCAUCUUAUUUAAUACUUAAAACUUUAUAUUUUCUUUAUUUCAAUAAGGUUGUUUGUUUAUUUUGCAGCUUCAUAGCAAGAAAAGAAAUAGGCUCACACAAAAAUGCUUAAAUGAUUUGGUGUAUGUAAGGUAUAAUAGAGCAUUGAAGCGGCGGUAUAAAUUGCGUGACACCAUCGACCCUAUCUCAAUGAGUGAAAUUGAUGAUAGCAAUGAAUGGUUGAUUGGAAAAAUGGAUGAAGACAAUGAUAAUGAGGGGAAAGAUGAUGAUCAUGUUUGGGAAGAUGACACUUUGACAUGGAAUAUUGUGGCAAAAGCAGCAGGAGUGGAUGAACCUUCACACCGUACUAGAUCACUCAGUUCCACAGCUUCCACCAAGUGCACUGGUAAAGGAAAGGCAAAAGCUUCAUCUUCUCACACUCGGAAUGUUACUACCUUCAUAGAUGAUGAAGAGCCUGAUUUUGAUGAUGCUCUCGAAACAGAAGAUGAAGAAGAAGAGGAAGACAUUGGAAAUGACAAAUCUGACGAAGAAGAAGAGUAUUCUUCGUCAAGUGGUGGACAUGAUGAUUGAUGAAUUAAGACUAAUUAAUAUUUUUAGUGUGGCUGUGUGGCCCAUUUUGGCUCGAUUGACCUUGAAUACUUAGUUUCUAUAUGAUGCCUUUUUUAUGUUCUUUGGCUUAAAACUUAAGUUUUUAACUUUUUAUGCAUGCUACAUUGCUACUUGCCUACUUUUUGAUGAUCUUAUGCUUAUAAUUGGUAUGUUUUUGACGUACUAUUAGUUUGUGCAUUACUAGUUAGCUUUAUACUCGCCUUUAUUUAGAGAUGAAAAGGUAUGUUGUUCUCUACUUUAGUUCUUUUUGCAUGUGUUAUUUUGUUUUUAGCAUUAUUAUAAUCAUAUAUCUGUUGUUUAGUUUCUUUUUUUACAUUAUUUUUUUUUUCCGAUGAUGUGAUUAAAUGGUUAUUCAUAAAAUAUCUAUUGUGUAAUAUGAUUUUUAAAGAGUAUUCAUUGCCCUUUAAUAAUUGUUAAAAAGUAUAUUUGUUUAUUUCAAGUGUGCGCCUCACCUCUCUCAGGCGCGCGCCUGCUCCUUGCGCCUAGGCUCUAACAGCCUUUUGCGCCUUGGUGCGCCUUGGGCUUUUUAAAACACUGAGAUAGAGUCCCGCGAUGUGGAUUUUCUUGAGCAUGAUUUUCUAGACAUUGGUGAGAUUAAAAAGGAUCUGUACUAUACGAGUUGCAAGAACCUAACAGGGUUGCUCAAUUGUUAGGCGAGAAUGCGGCACUGAGGCCGCAUAAAGCUAUAGUCCAAAACAGUAGGAGUGAUCCUAUGGUCAGUGGGAGUGUGCCAAAUGACCAUGGCUCACAAAGUCCAUCAUUAUGAAGAAAUAAACGUGGAGGUGGUUCCCGUCGUCGAUUUGAAAUUGAAGGGGAAUCGUUUAUGUGCGCUUCUAGAUGUUGAUAAGCCAGCUUUUUAUGAAGAAGCUAUGAGUUCACCAAUUUGUGAUAAAUGGCUAGCUGCUACGGAGGAUGAGAUGAGUUCUAUGGCUAAGAACAAUACGUGGGAGUUAGUUGAUCUUCCGCCUGGACGUAAAACUAUUGGAAAUAAAUAGAUUUUUAAAAUAAAACGGAAGACAGAUGAAUCAAUUGACAAAUUUAAGGCCCGACUAGUGGCGAAAGGAUACACCCAAAAAGAGGGAGUAAACUAUGAAGAGACAUUCUCCCCAGUGGUGAGGUUUGUCUUAAUUCGCCUGAUUCUAGCUAUUGUUGCACAUUUACAUUUGAAAUUGUUCCAUAUGGAUGUGAAGACUGCAUUUCUGAAUGGAGAACUAAACGAGGAGAUUUGUAUGAAUCAUCCUCUUGGUUUCAUAGCCGAAGGACAAGAGCGCAAAGUGUGUCGCUUAAAACAUUCUAUUUACGGCUUGAAACAAUCGUCUAGGCAAUGGUACCAACGUUUUCAUAGAGCAAUUAUUUCAAUAGGCUUUGUGAUGAUCGAAGAAGACCAUUGUGUGUAUGUUAAAAGGGAAGAAAAAACUUUUCUUAUCCUUUCACUAUAUGUGGACGAUAUCUUGUUAGCCGAAAAUAAUAUGGAGUUAAUUAUUACCACACAGAAGUGCUUGUCCUCUACUUUUGAGAUCAAGGACAUAGGACAAGCAGAUUAUGUACUGGGAGUCAAGAUCCAUAGGGAUCGAUUUUGAAAAUUUUAAGUUUGUCUCAAGAGACUUAUAUCAAAAAAAUUUUAAAGCGAUUCUGAAUGCAUAAUUCGAAACCUAUUGACACUCCAAUGGAAAAGGGUCAUUAUCUUAACCUUGAACAAUGCCCUAAAACAGAAGAAGAGAGAAAGCAGAUGGAAAAAGUCCUAUAUACGAGUGCAGUCGGCAGCUUGAUGUAUGCAAUGAUGUGUAUUCGGCCGGACAUAUGUUUUGUUGUUGGCAUGGUUAGUCAAUAUCAGAGUAAUUCUGGUGCGGCACAUUGGUAGACAGUUAAAAGGAUUUUCAGAUAUCUGCGAGGUACUGCGAACCUUGCUCUAUGCUAUCAUGGAGGAGAGCUUAGAUUGAUAGGAUACACCGAUGCUGGUGGAUCCACAGAUAGAGAUGAACGUAAAUCUACCUCGGGAUAUGCGUUUGUACUUGGAGGAGCUGCUAUUUCAUAGUGUAGCAAGAAACAAACAUCUGUCUCCUUGUCGACUAUGGAGUUGGAGUACAUUGCAUGUACAACAACAGUAUAAGAGGCUGUUUGGUUAAGGAGAUUUAUGAUAAAUUUGAAUGUAACAACACGUGCAGAUGAUGCUGUUAUUAUCUAUUGUGACAACAAAGCGGCAAUAACUUAUUAUGCCAAGGAUCCAAAGUAUCAUGAAAGAUUUAAACACAUUGAGACCAGAUAUCACUUCAUUAGAGAUAUAGUUGCAUAGGGUCAGAUUGUAAUUAAAUUUACAUUUACUAAUGACAUGAUAGCAGAUCUUUUUACCAAACCCCUUAUUAGAGAUGUUUUUCAUAGAUAUGUAAGAGGAUUGGGUUUGUGUAGGAUUUGAUCCUUAUAUUUGUUGUAUUAAUAUUUUGCUAAUAAAUAUAUUUGUCAUCAUUCUUUAUUCAUUUUUUUUGAAUUUUAAAUUAGUGCACAAUAUCCUUAUGAGAAUGAAUUUCACCAGGCCCUCGAUCAACCCUCUCACACAGGUGAUAGCCCUAUUGCUAGGAAAGUGAGCAGAAUGAGACAAAUAAGAUCACAUAAAUGCAGUUAGUAAUGCAGGUGAUCCACUCUACGCUAAAAAAGCUGGAAGCGUUUAAAUCUUGAAUGUCGCCUUAAAAGAGCUAAGAUGAGACUAUAUAAAGUCGACAGUAGAGAUGGUCCACGACUCUACUUGGCUUGUAUGAAGCCGAAUAUAAAGAAGACACCAUGUGGGUAGUCCUGUCUUGAGGUUUGUUGUUUUGAGUUGCAACAGAACCGACAUUCAUAUGGUGUUUUGAGCGUGACAUGUCCUUAGAGGUAGCUCCACCAUUGCAUAAGUUCAUACCAUAUGUGCAAGAUCGAUCACUAUUUUAGAGAGUAACGAAAUUGAUCCCCGUUUCGUCGCUGUGUGAGCUUUGCGUACCCUUUGGGACUAAGAACCAUGUCAUGAAGUGGAUACUUGGUGAUGCUACUUUAGCAUGAUAUCCCAGGGCCAUGAUUGAUUCGGUCUAGCGGAACAUGUCUAAGAAAGCAGUCAAGUUGAAAUGGAUUGCUAUGAGGCAUCUAAGAAAAAAUCAUUUGACAAUACACUUAUAAUUUGUGACUCAUAGCCCGGGCGAUUAUGUGUUGAAAUUUGUUGUCAAUAUAAUCAUGAGAACAAAUGCAUUGAUGAGAAAAAUCUAGCUUGCUCUAUAGGAUCAGAGAUGCUAUGAUCUGGUGUAGUUAAGUGAUUUGGGGUAUAGACGAGAUCUGGAGUUGUAGUGUUAUGUUAGUUAGAUGGUUGCUUAAUAUAACACUCAUCACUUUUGAUUCUUCUCGUUAUUGAUCGCACCAACCAUUUUCCGUAUAAAGAGCAAAAAGAGAUGAUAAUAUAUUUGGGAUGAGAAAAUAUAAAUAAGUACCAAGUGUGUACGAGUGGGAGAUGUUGGAAUUCGUCCACAUUAGAAUUUAUCUAAAAUAUUCCUAAUCCAUAUGGGAUAAGGAAUAAAUAUUGGUAAUUAUCUGAAAUAUUCCUAAUCUACAGGGGAUAAGGAAUAAAUUUAGAAAAUGGAUCGUAAUCUGUUUAAUCUUUAUCUAUGUGAGACUCAAUCAGAAAGGAUUAGGAUUAACGUCUUCCUUGUGGCCUAUAAAUACAUGAGGUAUUGGCCACAUACAAGAUGCAAGAAAAAUUAAUUUAAUCUCUCCACAAAAUUCUCUCUCUUGGGUUCACUCUAGGGCACCAUCAGAAACCCUAGGGGUUUGGGCGGUGUGCGGCUAUCGACUUUAGUAGCCGGAUUGCAACGAGAAAGAAUAAUAUGCGAGACAAAUUGUUGGCGGAUUAAUGAGUUCGUAAAACAAGACGAUAUCAUAUCCUGAUAAUUGCAACAUAAAUUCAGCUAUAAAGA
Ananas comosus (pineapple) is the source of this 9332-nucleotide messenger RNA. RefSeq names its product IAA-amino acid hydrolase ILR1-like 3. The record is from RefSeq and is a predicted model, not a curated record. Gene Ontology annotation, cellular component: endoplasmic reticulum. Gene Ontology annotation, molecular function: DNA binding; IAA-Ala conjugate hydrolase activity. Lineage: Eukaryota; Viridiplantae; Streptophyta; Magnoliopsida; Poales; Bromeliaceae. The coding region runs from base 2745 to 4559 and encodes 604 amino acids. The transcript is spliced from 5 exons. Gene Ontology annotation, biological process: auxin metabolic process.